AUGAAGAUGACAACAAGUCACUGGCCCGAAGAGGACUGCAAAUUCAACGCCUUUUUCAAUAACCUAUACUCCUACCGCGACGAGCUAGAAGACAAUGUGCUCAACCAUACAGGGAUCUCGCGAGCUCUGGUGCCCAACGAGACCAUCAAUUUGCCUAGAAAGAGCUGGAAAGUGUCUGAGAGAGAGUAUUUCAGACAUUUUGUAGGUUCACAAAGUAGCACGAUCCGAUUAUUGAUACAAACUAUAUACUGGAAUCUUGCCGGAAUCAAAGAGGAGGGGCCUAUCCUUCGCUUCACCCAUUCUGGACUUACGUUCAGAUACACAAUUGGUGGUAAGCAAUAUGCCAGUAGAGCGGAAGGUGCGGCUUCUGUGGGACAACCGGCCCAGCGCCUACCAAUACUAUGCUUUACUGGAUGGUUUGAAGAGCAGAGCUGGAGUGAACUGAUGGAGACUGUCAGUAUCAUGCUGGGUCAGCUUACCAAGAACCUUAGUGUCCAGCGCAGUGGUGAGGGCAUCCAGGACCAGGAAGUCUUUGUGGUUGGCUUUCAUGGUUUCCAUUUCCACAUCGCUCGUGCAUGGUUUACAAAGAGCCAGAUCUCGAGGGUCCAUGCAAAGGGGUGCUCAGAGAACGAGAUUUUGAAUCUCGAAUUCACACGAGGCUAUAAUCUGUGUCUCAAACAAGACUGGCUUGAAGCCACGCAUGCAUUGGCAAGGUUACUUCGGUAUCUUCUGAGCGGGAGAGCAAGGGUCAAUGCCGUGCAGGCGUGUUUGUGA
Aspergillus melleus is the source of this 774-nucleotide messenger RNA. RefSeq lists its product as uncharacterized. Bases 1 to 774 code for a protein of 257 amino acids. The record is from RefSeq and is a predicted model, not a curated record. Lineage: Eukaryota; Fungi; Ascomycota; Eurotiomycetes; Eurotiales; Aspergillaceae. The transcript has 3 exons.